AUCAUGUUCUUCCUAUAUCACUUGAUGGUAGAAUAUAAUGAGAUUAUGUCUCAAUAGUUUUACAUUUUGCGAAAUUCACGUAUAUUCUUUUUCAUCAUAGCAAUAUUUUCCAAAAUACCACUGAUACUGACCACUUUGCCUUUCUUCUGUACAAAGGAAUCAGGCUGAUGUUGAUGCGAUUAUGCUGGAGAUUGAUGGAACCCCAAACAAAUCAAAAUUGGGGGCUAAUGCAAUUCUAGGAGUUUCUCUUAGUGUAUGUCGAGCUGGAGCUGGAGCAAAAGGGAUACCCCUCUACAAACACAUUCAGGAAAUAUCAAACACCAAAGAGCUUGUUAUGCCAGUCCCAGCAUUCAAUGUGAUUAAUGGAGGUAGCCAUGCUGGUAACAACCUGGCCAUGCAAGAAUUCAUGAUACUACCAGUAGGAGCAACCUCAUUUUCUGAGGCACUUCGGAUGGGUAGUGAAGUUUAUCACAUUCUGAAAGGAAUUAUCAAAGCUAAAUAUGGGCAAGAUGCAUGCAAUGUUGGGGAUGAAGGUGGAUUUGCUCCUAAUGUUCAGGAUAACAGGGAAGGAUUGGUAUUGCUCAUGGAUGCAAUUGAAAAGGCGGGUUACACAGGAAAGAUCAAAAUCGGUAUGGAUGUUGCUGCUUCUGAGUUCUUGACGAAGGACGGGAAGUAUGAUCUCAAUUUCAAGAAACAACCAAAUGAUGGUGCUCAUGUGCUGAAGGCUGAGAGCCUUGGUGAUCUAUAUAGGGAGUUUAUCAGAGAUUUCCCUAUUGUAUCAAUUGAAGAUCCAUUUGACCAAGAUGAUUGGAGUUCAUGGUCAUCACUACAAUCCUCAGUUGAUAUCCAGCUUGUGGGUGAUGACUUGUUGGUUACGAAUCCAAAAAGAAUAGCUGAAGCAAUUCAGAAGAAGUCUUGCAAUGCUUUGCUAUUGAAGGUAUGAGUUUAAAAUAACUUCUAUA
Messenger RNA from Olea europaea var. sylvestris, 962 nucleotides. RefSeq names its product enolase 1, chloroplastic. NCBI's taxonomy places the organism in Eukaryota, Viridiplantae, Streptophyta, Magnoliopsida, Lamiales, Oleaceae. Gene Ontology annotation, biological process: glycolytic process. The record is from RefSeq and is a predicted model, not a curated record. Gene Ontology annotation, molecular function: phosphopyruvate hydratase activity; magnesium ion binding. Bases 182 to 943 code for a protein of 253 amino acids. The transcript has 3 exons. Gene Ontology annotation, cellular component: phosphopyruvate hydratase complex.